UAACAGACGCCUAUAAAUUGGACACGUUAUCGCAACGCACCAUUCUUCAGUUGUCAGUGCGCCCCGCGAUCGGUCUCUGAACACACGUCUAUCGAACAGUGAAAUUUUGAAGCCAAUUAACCGUUUUGCUUUUGUUUCUAUCCCAUUUUCAAGUUUCAUCCAUGGCUAAGUUCAUCAAGUACUGUGACUUCCUAUCACCAAAUUAAUUAGUUUGUGUGUUAACAAUAUACCUACAUUGGACUGGUACGAGAAAGCGCGUAAAAACGCCUGUGAUUCAGUCUCGCAGGCACCGAUCUUCGCUACGAUUCGAGCUGGCAAGAGCAUACAUGCAUUUUUACAACGAUAUACUGCAAAAAAUGACCAUUUCCCUGAAGUUCCGUGUAAACCCAAUAUAUUAUUCGGACUAUUCGGAUACGAUUUAGGCUUGUACCUGAAAUUAUUUUACGCUAAAAGCACCUUCUGCCAUUGGCUAUACCAUUUCGAGUACUACAAGUUCGGAGUUUAUUCGAAGGAUAUUACUUGACGCUGGUUUAUCUUCCUCUUGUGAAAUUUUUAUUUCAUCAUCAUGGAUAUCGUGGCAAAUUACCACCCGGUCUUCAAGGCCUUCUUGGCUGGGUCGUUCUCGGGGACGUUCAGCACGAUACUGUUCCAGCCUCUGGACUUGGUGAAGACGAGGUUGCAGAACCCUACUCACAAUGUUGUUGCGGCGACUGUCAACGGCCGAAUCCAACCCGGCAUGAUUACUAUCUUCACCAACAUCAUCAGGCAAGAGCAAAUAGUCGGGCUAUGGCGUGGCAUGGUGCCGUCCAUAGCUAGAUGCGUGCCAGGAGUGGGCUUAUACUUCUCGUCGCUGCACUGGCUGAAGGCCAAGCUUGGGAAGACCAGGAACCAAGACCUGGGGCCGUUGGAGGCGGUCGCUUUAGGAGUGGUGGCUAGGGGAAUGAGCGGAGUCGCCUUGAUCCCGAUGACAGUGAUUAAGACCAGAUACGAAUCCGGAGUGUACAAAUACAACAGCCUGGGUGGUGCCCUAAAGGCCAUAUACAGGGCUGAAGGCAUCAGAGGCCUCUCUUGCGGUCUCGGGCCUACACUAGCUAGGGAUGCGCCGUUUUCUGGUCUCUACCUGAUGUUCUACACACAGACCAAGCAAGCAGUGCCUAAAGAAUGGCUGCAAACACCAACGGCUGCCAGCCUCAUACACUUCAGUUGCGGUAUAGUGGCUGGGAUCGCUGCGUCUCUCGCUACCAACCCGGCUGACGUACUCAAGACCAAAAUGCAGUUGUACCCUGAUAAGUUCCCAAACGCUUUUGGUGCUGCGUUGUAUAUUCAUCAGACAUACGGUAUCAAGGGCUACUUCAAGGGAGCAGUGCCAAGAAUGUUGCGUAGAACCCUCAUGGCUGCCAUGGCAUGGACGGUCUUUGAAGAAAUAACUAGAACCAUUGGUUUGAAAUGAUUCAGCUGUCCACAACAUUGAAAUGAUAUAGUGCUGCCCUCUGUGGGAGUUUUAGAAAUAUUUUUGUAUCUGUCAAUGCUAUAUUUGUGUUGUCCUUGAAAGUAGAGUAGAUGUUACUUCUUGUAUCAGAGUUUAAAUGAGGUUUUGAAAAAACUUGCACUAAGUGAAAUUAAGAUUUUUUUCGUAAAAAGGCAACAUUUAAAAUGUUGCCCUUUGUGGAAAAUUAUUGCUCUAAUUAAAACAACAUUUGGAUGAAUUUUGAAUAAUAAUAAUACAGAAUUGAAUUGAUAUCAGAGCAGUUAAAGUUUGGACAUGAAGGGUGCUAAGUUCCUAGUGGUUUCGUUUUCGAAUAGUUAUUGCUUUAAUUCGUAGUUUUUAUUAAUUGUUUAUUUAGUCAUUUAUGUAAUCAAAUGCGUUGUUAUAUUUUAUAAUCCUUUUACAAUGUUUGUCUUUAUUCUUUAAGUUUACAUUUAACCAUAAGGGCUUUUCGAGAAUUAUAACGUUAGUGAGUAGAAUCGCCGUUAUGUUACCAUAUUAUUUGUAUAUUGUGAAUUUAACUUGUUAAUACUCUAGUUAUAGUUAUGAAAUGUGAUAUUUUGUUGAAUAAAAAAUGCACAGAACUAA
Messenger RNA from Ostrinia nubilalis (European corn borer), 2074 nucleotides. RefSeq names its product mitochondrial glycine transporter B-like. Lineage: Eukaryota; Metazoa; Arthropoda; Insecta; Lepidoptera; Crambidae. The transcript is spliced from 6 exons. Gene Ontology annotation, cellular component: mitochondrion; mitochondrial inner membrane. Gene Ontology annotation, biological process: glycine import into mitochondrion. The record is from RefSeq and is a predicted model, not a curated record. Gene Ontology annotation, molecular function: glycine transmembrane transporter activity. Bases 566 to 1450 code for a protein of 294 amino acids.